This is a messenger RNA of Calidris pugnax (ruff), 1590 nucleotides long. RefSeq names its product nanos homolog 3-like. The coding region runs from base 1128 to 1583 and encodes 151 amino acids. Gene Ontology annotation, biological process: negative regulation of translation; oogenesis. Gene Ontology annotation, molecular function: zinc ion binding; mRNA binding. NCBI's taxonomy places the organism in Eukaryota, Metazoa, Chordata, Aves, Charadriiformes, Scolopacidae. The record is from RefSeq and is a predicted model, not a curated record. The transcript has a single exon. Gene Ontology annotation, cellular component: perinuclear region of cytoplasm.
CCACCCAAACUGCGCCAGAAUCACCCAAACUGCGCCAGAAUCACCCAAACUGCACCAGAGGCACCAAAUCCCCCCAAAACUGCAGCGAAACCCCCGCACCGGACCCGAGAGCCGCAUCAAAUCUGCACCCAACCUGCCCGGAAUCACCAAAACCCUCCAAACUGCCCCAGAACUGCCCUCAAACUGCGCUGGGACCGGCACCGAGACCUCACCGAAUCCGGCACCGAAACCUCGGGAAACUGCACCGAAAUCUCACCGAAUCCGGCACCGAAACCUGCACCAAAACCUCGCUGAACCCCUGGAAGCCUCUCCAAGAGCUCACCGAAUCCGGCAGCGAAUCCGGCACCAAAACCCACACCAGAGCCACCACCAAGAGCAGCACCGAAUCCUCAGGGAAACCUGUGCCGAAACCUCACUGAAUCCUCACCGAAUCCUGAGCCAAGACCUCACCAAAACCUGCACCGAAAUUCACACCAGAGCUACCGCCGAAUCUGGCACCGAAAACCCCACCGGAGCCACCACUGAAACCAGCACCGAAUCCUCAGGGAAACCUGCGCUGAAACCUCACCGAAUCCUCACUGAAUCCUGAGCCAAGACCUGCACCAAGACCUCACCGAAACCUGCACUGAAAUUCACACCAGAGCUACCACUGAAUCUGGCACCAAACACCCCACCGGAGCCACCAUCGAGACCUGCACUGAAUUGUGCACUGAAACCUGCACCAAAACCCACACCGGAGGCACCACCGAAACCUGCACCAAAUCCUCAGGGAAACCUGCACCGAAACCUCAGCGAAUCCUCAGGGAAACCUGCGCCAAAACCUCACUGAAUCGUCACCAAAUCCUGAGCCAAUACCUGUACCAAGACCUCACUGAAACCUGCACCGAAAUUCACACCCGAGCUACCACUGAAUCCGGCACCGAAACCUGCACCAAAACCUGCACCAAAACCCACACUGGAGCUACCACUGAGACCAGCACCGAAUCUCAAGGAAACCUGCCCUGAAUCCUCACUGAAUCCUCACUGAAUCGUGAACCACGACCUGCACCAAGACCUCACCAAAUCCGGCACCGAGACCUCACCGAAUCCAGCACCGAAUCCUCCCCAAACCCCCCCGUCCCGGGGGGAUGGAUCGGUGCCCCCCGUUCCAGAUGUGGCGGGACUACCUGGGGCUGGCGGCGGCGGUGGCGGCGCUGGCCCGUGCGCGGCGGGAGGAACCUGAGGGUGAUGCCACCACCAGGACCCCCACCACUAUCACCACCAUCACCCCCACCCCCACCACCACCGGCACCGCCGCGGUGACACCGGCGUCCCCCGGCCCCCCCGGGCAGGGGGUGUGCAGCUUCUGCCGGCGCAACGGGGAGGCGGUGUCGGUGUGGCGGGGGCACAGCCUGCGGGACGCGGGGGGCCGGGUGCUGUGCCCGGUGCUGCGCGGCUACGUCUGCCCCCAGUGCGGGGCCACGCGCGAGGGGGCUCACACCCGACGCUUCUGCCCCCUCACCCGCCGGGGGUACGCCUCCGUCUACAGCCGGCCCCCCCCGGGGACCCCCCCCACGCACCGCGGGCCCCACGCGCACCCCUAGGGGGGCU